GGGCGGCGGGCGGGGGGAGAGCGCCUCGAGGCGGACGUCGGGCGUGCGGGAAGGGGGUGCGCCGCCGGGCCGCGUCCGUGAGGAUGCUGUCGUGGGCCGCGGGGUCUCCCGAGGAGUCCGCCCCGCUGGGCUUGCUCGGUGCGAAGCCAUUUUAUGUAAAACAGCCGGCACGCUGACGUGGUGGUGGGAGAGCGGACCCUGCCGCCGGGAUUUCCACCAUCGCGAAGUUAAAAGGGAGCCUUCUGGACGUGUCCGAUGUGCGCCAAGGCCGGAGGUGUCAGUAGUACGGCUGAGCGUGGAUGUGGACGUGGCAGGAGCUGCUGCGAUGCUGCGCGCGGACCCUAGGUCGACAGUGGAGCUGCAGAGCCGUGCUGCGAGCACCGCUCCAGCUACAGGGCCUGCCCGGCUCCUGCCGUUUGCAAACCGGAGAGCGGGGCUGGGAUGGCCAGCAUCGCUGCAGAAGUGUGGAGUGGUUGACAAAGGGUGUGGCUCGAGGGACGCAGAGGAAACACUCCUGAAUUUUUUCACUUGAGCCUUAAUAGCCCUCGAGCCAGAGCUUCACAAAUGCACUGCCCAUCUGGAUAUGUCCCUGGGUGCUUAAAACCUUAAAAACACGGUGAAUGUGAAAGCAUAUCAUCAAAUUAAAAUAUAUAUCAGGCUUCAGUCUGGGUGUAGUGCAGUGGACUUGCAGGCAGUGUUUGAAGUUAGGGCCAAGAUCAAGGCAGGGGAAAUUCCUGUCCCAGCUUAACUGCUGGGAGCCGCCUCCUGCGGGUACCCGGCUCCCUGUGGGCCAGGAACUUUUGUAGGAUGAACCUUGGCCAUAGCUCUGUCACAGUUAGGGAACAGAAGACUCCUGUGAGAGGGGAAAGGGAUAUAAGACAGCAGGGCCUUAGCAGCAUUUCAGAAGCAGAUUGUAAGUAAGCCCAUCAAGUUCACGAAAGGGUGCUAUUUGCUGCCUCUGUCUGCAUUAUUGCAGAUAACCUCAGGUAUCUUUUGCAUAUUCUGUGAGAUAGGUAUAUAGAGUGAGGUUUAUGAAUAGUUGCUUUGAAAGAGAACCAAAACUUCGCUUGCCUGUUCAUAACAGAUGGCUGAUCUUGUUCUAAUACAAGAAUAGGAAGAGGGGGAUGAAGGUAACACACGGUUUCGGUGUAACCCUUGAAAGCUCUGUGGCUUUGUACUGCAUUUACUGAAGAGUGUACUUGAAGGAGAGGAGCCCAGGCUUUAUUUCGCCAUUGUACACACGUGUGGGGUCCCACACUGUACUUAAGAGUGUGCUGGGUGGAGCUAUCUCCUCUUCAGUCUUCUACUGCAGAAAGCUUUUGUCAGGAGUGUUAUAUAAACUCAUCUGCUUUACAGAUCAGCAGGAGGAGGAAAAAGGAAAUGAUGUGGAAGUCUGGACUAAUAUAGCACAGUUUUCAGAGAGACCUCUGCUGCCUGUUUCUGAUGGCUUUUUUCAGACUGACAUGUGAAGAUGGUUAAUUAAAAAUAUGAAUUUGGCAGUUUGGCUUUGUCAGAGAAAAUAAAUUCCCUCAUAAGAUGGGGAGGAGAACUUUGGUAUGCUCUCCUCCCAGAUUUCUGAACUCCAUCUAUAGUGAUAUGGAAAACACUCUCUGUGUGGAAAGAAGUCAGAAUGAAUGACAGUCAAGACAUAAUGAAAGUGCGUUCUCUUCAAGCCACGUUUGGAGAUUUUGAAUCCAUGAUGAAAAUUGCUCAGCAGAAGCAGGAGGUUACUGAGAAGGCGGUUAAGCAAGGGGAGAAUGAAAUUAAUCGGAUCAGCGAAGUGCUUCAGAAGCUGCAAAAUGAAAUUUUGAAAGACUUGUCUGAUGGCAUCCACAUGGUGAAGGAUGCAAGGGAACGAGACUUUACAUCACUGGAAAACACAGUGGAAGAGAGACUAACGGAGCUAACCAAGUCUAUCAACGAUAACAUUGCCGUAUUCACUGAAGUCCAGCAAAGGAGCCAAGAUGAAAUAAAAAAUAUGAAAGCAAAAGUUGAUUCACUAGAAAAAGCAGAUGAGUAUAAGCGUGAAAUAAAGGUGCUAAAGGAUGCAUUUGGUGAGAUGCAAGCAUCCAUGAAAACCAAAGAAAAAGACAUAGAGACCUUGAAGAAUACAAUAAACUCCAUGGAGUCUGAUGUUUAUACCGAAGUGAAAGAAUUAGUCAAUCUCAAACAGGAGCAUGAGAAAUUCAAAGAGGCUGCAGACACUGAGCACCUCUCAUUAAAAGCUUUGCAAGAGAAAGUUCUGAGAGCAGAAGAGUCUGUUAUGCAGCUCCCUGAUGACAUUAAAAGACUUGAUGAAGAUUUACUGCGUAUUAAAGCUCAGCUCAGCAAAUGGGAAGAAAAUGAACUCUUUAGAAAAGCAUUAGAAACUUUUGAAAAUAACAGCGAAGGACUAGAGUCUCGAUUGAGGCACAUAGAGGAGAGCUUGAAGUCUGUAAGUUCUGUUGCUUCUCAGCAUGACGAAAAGUUACAAUCAUUCCUUUCUAAGGAGGCAGAAUAUGACAACAAGCUCAGUACUCUAGAGCAAAGCAUGAGUGGUCUUCAGGGAAUCACAGGUAUGGACAUAACUUCAGUCUCAGACGUUCUGAAAAAUCUGGGUGAAUCACAGACUUCACUUUACAAUGAUGUAGAGGACUUAAGAAGAAGUAUCAGUGACUUGCCAUCCUCAGAUGUCCUUCAGGAUGUCCAGAAGCAAAUUAGUAUUUUGUUGGAUCAAGGAAGUCUUCAGAUGGGUCAAGAACAUUCUCAAGGAUAUCUUGAAAAAUUUAAUUCUGUGGAAGGCUCUGUGGAUGAACUGAGAUCCUCUGUCAGCCAGGUUGAUUCUGAUUUGAAAAUGAUCAGAACUGCAGUGGAUAGUUUAGUUUCCUACUCUGUGAAAAUUGAGAAUAAUGAGAACAACUUGGAGUCUGUCAAGAGCUCCAUAGAUGACCUGAGGAAUGAUCUGGAAAGAUUGUUUGUGAAAGUUGAAAAAAUACAUGAAAAAGUUUAGGCAGCAUUGCUCCUUGUGCAUAUAUUGGAUUAAAGAAAAUAGCUUUUGUAAGCCCAGUUUUUUACUCUUUUUAAAAGCAAUUUGAUACCUCCAAAGAGAAUACUUUAAUAAUAGAGACAGUUCUGCUUAUUUCCUUUAUUUCUCUUUUUGUGUAGUUGUUUUGUUUUUGUUUUUUUUCUAUUUUAUUUUGAGAAAACAUGAGUUUAAUUAUGGGUUUCUAAGCGCUUCUGUUCUUUGUAAAGUUGUACCACUGCAACUGUAGUGGUGUAACUAAGGCACUACAGCCUCAUCAGCGUGGGCACAUAUUUAACGGUAUGAAGAUGGUUCACACUAUGACAUUAGAAAUUCCACACCAAAGUACCACAGCUAUUCUGGUAUGAAAAGUGUACUGCCAUAUGCACUGAGGAUUUUACUUGUGAAUGUGGUUUAAAAAGCAGACGAACAAACCUGUCACCCUGUCAAAUGAAGAGACCUAUCACCCUGAUCAGCUUUGAAGCAAGUCACCCAUUUCUGCAGUUGUGGCUCAGCCAUGGGGUCAGUUUACCAGCUACCAGCUGAAUUACGAUCCAUUUCUUUGUGCCCUUAAAAUGCACCAUGGAACUAAUGGGAAAGCGGGACCUCCAGUAAGGAGAGGUUUGAAGUGGUAUUGCUUGGGAAUGAGACCUAAGAGAGUGCUCCACCAUAUGGCUGGAGACGUCAAUUGCUUGUGGGUUUCUGUACCGGCAACUUCAGCUGCUGGUGCAACAGACUGGUGCUCAGGAGGAAUGUCUGCAAAGUGGGUACAGUAAUUCCUGUUGUAUUUUUGGGCUGUUUACAUGAUAAGGCUGUUUCUUACUCGUAGAGACCUAAGACUCCAUGAUACAGAAUUUUCUUUAAAAAUGAUCACAAAUGAGGAAGAAGGACUAAAAUUGCAGUUGUCAUGUUUCCUGUAUAGCAAUCAUGCUAAUAAUAAUAAUACAUUUCACAACACAAAAGGGGGGAAAUCAGCAUGAAAUCAGCAGAAUUGCUUCUAAAGUAUAUACAUUUCCAGGUUUUCACACAGCUGACAAUGACCUGAACUUAGGGCCAAUUCCUUAUGACUGGUUUCCCUCUGUAUCUGCCUGGGGCACCACUAGUGAAGGAUUCUUCCUGUAACUGGUUGAGAGAGAGGAAAAUGUGUCACAAUGCUCCAGGUGUUUAUGUUCAUUUCAAAAUCACUUUCACACUGAACUUUUUUGGUUUUCUGUCUGAAAGGAUAUCCCUCUGUUUCAAGUUUACUUUUGAACUUUAUCUGAAGAUUUAGUACAGGGUUCUGCACAUAGAUAUCUUGAAAAUAGGAACCACCGCUGGCUUUUGUGCAUUGUGCCCACCUCAGCCUGCACUUUGGCUACAUUAGGAAAAUCAUUCCUAGAAAUAGCUUCUCUAAAGUGGUGUGUUUGUGGGAACAGCACAGGUGAAAGGGAGUUCUCUUAGUUAAAUAAGAUAGCAAGCUGUAUCUUGUGUUGUUCACACUGUAAACAGGAAAGAACUGCUGGCAAAGAAAUAGACCCAUGGAUUUAAGAUAACUGUUGUCACUGUUUGAACUGCACUGUUCUUCUCAAUUUCUUGAACAAUGUUGUUUAGGUUACUGUGAAAUGAACUGUAUGGCUUGUUUGCAGUAUUUUUAAUGCAUAAUAAAUGUUUGGAAUAUUCUUUGCA
Molecule: messenger RNA, 4666 nt
Organism: Phasianus colchicus (ring-necked pheasant)
Lineage: Eukaryota; Metazoa; Chordata; Aves; Galliformes; Phasianidae
Gene: CKAP4
Product: cytoskeleton associated protein 4
Cellular component (GO): rough endoplasmic reticulum
Source: RefSeq, a predicted model, not a curated record